Messenger RNA from Malania oleifera, 2514 nucleotides. Its product is annotated as protein NUCLEOLAR FACTOR 1. The record is from RefSeq and is a predicted model, not a curated record. Gene Ontology annotation, biological process: maturation of SSU-rRNA from tricistronic rRNA transcript (SSU-rRNA, 5.8S rRNA, LSU-rRNA). The transcript is spliced from 21 exons. The coding region runs from base 73 to 2103 and encodes 676 amino acids. Lineage: Eukaryota; Viridiplantae; Streptophyta; Magnoliopsida; Santalales; Ximeniaceae. Gene Ontology annotation, molecular function: rRNA binding; U3 snoRNA binding. Gene Ontology annotation, cellular component: small-subunit processome; nucleolus.
GUGAAGCGAAAAGCUGAGACGUCGUCGGGAGCUGCUACUGCUCUUCGCCGGAGAAGACGACGUUGGGUGGUGAUGGCCGUCGGGAAGCAACUGUCGGUUGUAGAGAAACGGAAGAACCGAGAAGACGACGAAGAACUGAGAGGCUGCGGGAGGCUGCGUUCAGAGUGCUGGGAUUCCGCCGGAGCGCUGAACGAACCGCCGGAGAAGAAGAGACGAAUCGAGCACGAACUUCCGGAGAAGGAGAAACGACCUGCAGGAAACGGAUGGCAGAACGACGGAGAACCUGAGCUUCGGCCACGAACGGAGAAGAACCAGAUGGCUGGGUUGCAAGACGGCCGAAAAAUUAAGAAAAACAGAGAGAGAAGCGAGCGACGCCAGAGAAGACAGGGUCUGCAUGAAGCCGGUGGGUGUGCGGCGGCAAGUUCAUUUUAUGAUCACCUUGAGCACAAGUUAUUAGAGGGAGAGGUUGACAACCUAACAAAACGGAAAUGCAAAUAUAGAUGGGAGAAGCCUGCUCAUUUCAUGUCAAAUUGCAAGUGGAUGGGGACUGGGGACUGUUUUUUGAAGGAUGAUAACUGUGAUUCUGAUUAUGGUCUCAAGCCAAAAUUGUCUAAGCACUGGUUGGAUGUUUAUGAAAAAUAUGGAGGCAAGGAUUUUCAUUCUUCCAAGCAGAGAUUGUUCUUCUCGCUUUGCAACAGCUAUCGGGAUAUAUUGCACUAUAACAAGAAGCCAUUUUAUCUAAAGGGCCUGGAAGAAGACUCAAGUGUAAUGGAUGCAUACAUUAUCCAUUCUACUAGGGACCUUGUGAUUAAGAAUGAUGCGAAGCUUGCCAAGCAGCAAGAUAUUUCUAAGGGGGACAUUCUUGCUGGUGAAGAUUUUCUUGAUCAUGGGUUUACUCGCCCUAAGGUUCUGAUCUUGUUGCCUUUUGCAAGUUUUGCACUUCGUGUUAUUAAGAGGCUAAUACAACUGACACCUUCAUCAUACAAGACUAACGUGGAGUACAUGGAUCGUUUUUGUGAUGAGUUUGGAACUGAAACAGCUGAAGACAGUGGGGAUCAUCAUGUUUUUGAGAAAAAAUCAUCUAAACCUUCCGAUUUUCAAGCACUAUUCGGUGGGAAUAAUAAUGAUCAUUUUAUGAUAGGCAUCAAAUUUACUAGGAGGUGCAUAAAGUUAUACAGUGAUUUCUACUCGUCAGAUAUGAUUAUUGCAUCUCCUCUUGGACUGGUUACUAAAAUUGGGGAGGCUGAAAAAGAGAAGGAAAAAGAUAUUGAUUAUCUUUCUUCAAUAGAGGUUCCCAUUAUUGAUCAUGCUGACGUAAUUGCGAUGCAGAAUUGGUCCCAUGUGAUUACAGCUGUUGAACAAUUAAACCGCUUACCGUCUAAGCAACAUGGGACUAAUGUUAUGCGCAUUCGGAAAUGGUAUCUAGAUGAUCAAGCUCAAUUUUAUCGGCAAUCAAUAAUUUUAGGCUUUUAUUUGAACCCAGAUAUAAAUUCCUUUUUCAAUCGCCAUUGCCUUAACUUCCAUGGAAAGGUGAAGUUGAUUUGUGAAUAUAAAGGUGUUCUCCCAAAAGUACUACUUCAAGUACGGCAGAUCUAUGAGCGUUUUGAUGUGGAUUCAAUUGAAAAUUCUGAUGAUGCUCGUCUCAAAUAUUUUUCCAAGAAGGUGUUCCCCAAGAUUAAAGAUUCUAUCGAGGGUGGGAUUAUGUUAUUUAUCAGUUCUUACUUUGAGUACGUUCGCCUUCGAAAUUUCUUGAAGUCACAGAAUGCUUCUUUCUGUCUGCUUGGGGAUUACACGGAACAGAGUGAUAUUUCUCGUGCGCGGGUUUCAUUCUUUGAAGGCAGGCAGAAGAUCAUGCUUUACACAGAGAGGGCUCAUUUCUACCACAGAUACAAGAUCCGUGGGAUUCAGAAUUUAAUCAUAUAUUCUCUCCCUGAAAGAAAAGAAUUUUACCCUGAGAUUGUCAAUAUGCUUGAAGGGUCACACAGCAUGACUUGCACUGCGCUUUUUUCUCGCUUUGAUCAGUUCCGGCUGGAGAGAAUUGUUGGGACUACUCCUGCAAAACGGAUGGUGUCAUCAGAGAAGGGAGUCUUCGUUUUCUGUUAGAAGAUUUUUCCAUGCUUUUGUUGUUGGGCAAUUGCAACUUUCUCUGGGUACCACUGUAGCCUUCCUCCAUUUUUAUGCAAUAUGGCUGCCUUGAGGUAUACAUCCAGAUUAUGAUUUUGGCAGGCCUCUUCAAAUGCAGGAGAAUCAUUCAUUUUCUUCGUUGUAGGUGCGAAGGAAAAAGAUUUUGGCAGAGUUGUGUUUUUCCAUUGUAUUUUUAGGCUUAACGGGGGGGUCUGCAUCAGGAAGUCCUUCAUUAAGGGACAUCAUAGAAGACGACUUCAAUUUUGAGAGUAAACUAUUGUGGAUUUUGAAAAUGUUUGUUUAGUGUGAUAUUUAACUGUUAUGUAAAUAACAUAGGACACUUUCUGUUCAUUGAGAGUGAAGUAAUAUAUUGGUGUUGAUCUUUUGCUA